This is a messenger RNA of Apus apus (common swift), 7865 nucleotides long. RefSeq names its product DENN domain containing 5B (gene DENND5B). Gene Ontology annotation, molecular function: guanyl-nucleotide exchange factor activity; small GTPase binding. The record is from RefSeq and is a predicted model, not a curated record. NCBI's taxonomy places the organism in Eukaryota, Metazoa, Chordata, Aves, Apodiformes, Apodidae. The transcript has 22 exons. Bases 143 to 4009 code for a protein of 1288 amino acids.
GGUGCCCGCCCGGUGCCCGCCGCCUCCUGCGCGCCCCCGCGCCCUGCGCGCCCCCGCCGGGGAUGGGGGGCGGUGCGCCGUGACCGUGCGGCGGGAGAGCCCCCUCCCCGCCGCCGUGCAGAGCCUGGGAGGCGCCGGCGGGAUGAGCGGGAGCGGCGGCCCCGGGCCCGGCGCGGCUCCCUGCCGCUUCGCCCACUACUUCGUGCUGUGCGGCAUCGACGCGGAGAGCGGGCUGGAGCCCGACGAGCUGGCAGUCUUGUACAAAUGGCUAGAAGCAGAUCUUCAUGGCAAGCGAUCAGAUACUGCAGACAAAGCCUCAGGAGAGAAUUUUGACCAGAGUCCCUUAAGAAGAACAUUCAAGUCCAAAGUUUUGGCCCAUUAUCCUCAGAACAUCGAGUGGAACCCCUUUGACCAGGAUGCUGUCAACAUGCUGUGUAUGCCCAAAGGGCUAUCUUUCCGGACACAGGCAGAUAACAGAGAUCCGCAGCUCCACUCGUUCAUCAUCACCAGAGAGGAUGGCUCUCGUACAUACGGGUUUGUGCUCACGUUCUACGAAGAGGUCACCAGCAAGCAGAUCUGCACAGCCAUGCAAACACUUUACCAGAUGCACAAUGCAGAGCAAUACAGCAGCGUCUGCGCCUCCUCCUCAUGUAGCAUGGACUCCUUGGCCAGCAGCACUGACGAGGGCGAUGCCACUUCCCUCGCCAAGCUCCAGAGGUACAACUCCUAUGACAUCAGCAGAGACACGCUGUACGUCUCCAAAUGCAUAUGUCUCAUCACCCCUCUGCCCUUCAUGCAAGCCUGCAAGAAGUUCCUGAUCCAGCUCUACAAGGCAGUGACCUCCCAGCAGCCACCACCUCUGCCCUUGGAGAGCUACAUCCACAACAUCCUCUACGAGGUGCCCCUGCCACCCCCAGGGAGGUCACUGAAGUUUUAUGGGGUUUAUGAGCCCAUCGUUUGCCAGAGACCUGGGCCCAACGAGCUGCCUCUGUCUGACUACCCUCUGCGGGAGGUCUUUGAGCUGCUGGGACUGGAGAACCUGGUCCAGGUUUUCACCUGUGUUCUUCUGGAGAUGCAGAUCCUUCUGUACUCACAAGAUUAUCAGCGUCUGAUGACAGUGGCAGAGGGGAUCACAACACUGCUGUUCCCGUUUCAGUGGCAGCACGUGUACGUCCCCAUCCUUCCUGCCUCUCUCCUGCAUUUUCUGGAUGCUCCUGUUCCCUACCUGAUGGGGCUGCAGUCCAAGGAGGGAACCGACCGCUCCAAGCUGGAGCUGCCUCAGGAGGCAAACUUGUGCUUUGUAGACAUCGACAACCACUUCAUCGAACUGCCGGAGGAAUUCCCCCAGUUCCCCAACAAGCUGGAGUUUAUCCAGGAGAUCUCGGAGGUUCUCCUGCAGUUUGGGAUCCCACCAGAAGGUAACCUGCACUGCAGCGACAGCGCCACCAAACUCAAGAACCUGGUUCUUAGCGACUUGGUGAACGACAAGAAGAACGGGAACAUCCCCAGCAAUGCUCUCAACAUGUAUGAGCUGCUGAAAGGCAACGAGACGAUCGCCCGCCUCCAGGCCCUCGCCAAGAGAACAGGCGUGACGGUGGAAAAAAUGACCAUCACGGCGGAGAAGGAGAAGGAUGGGAAAUUGCCCUGUGAGGAGGUGGAGCUGAGGGACUACAAACUGAACGUGCAGCUUCGGGAGGUUUUUGCCAACCGCUUCACGCAGAUGUUCGCAGACUACGAGGCUUUCGUCAUUCAGGCGGCCCCCGAUAUGGAAUCAUGGCUGACAAACAGGGAACAAAUGCAAAACUUUGACAAAGCUUCCUUCCUUUCGGACCAACCCGAGCCUUAUCUCCCAUUCCUUUCACACUUCAUCGAAACACAGAUGUUUGCAACCUUCAUAGACAAUAAGAUAAUCUCCCAGUGGGAAGAGAAAGACCCUUUUCUACGAGUUUUUGACUCCCGAAUUGAGAAAAUCAGGCUAUAUAAUGUAAGGGCCCCUGCACUGCGGACAUCCAACUAUCAGAAAUGCAGCACUUUGAAAGAAGCAGCCCAGUCCAUCGAGCAGCGGCUGAUGAAGAUCGAUCACACAGCCAUCCACCCACACUUACUUGAUAUGAAGAUUGGCCAAGGAAAAUAUGAACAAGGAUUUUUCCCAAAGUUGCAAUCAGAUGUCCUGGCAACAGGACCCACCAAUAACAACCGCUGGGCCAGUCGCAGCACCACAGCGCAGCGGAGGAAAGACCGUCUGCGGCAGCACUCGGAGCACAUCGGGCUGGACAACGAUUUGAGGGAGAAAUACAUGCAAGAGGCAAGGAGUUUAGGAAAAAAUUUAAGGCAGCCCAAACUCUCGGACCUCUCUCCAGCUGUGAUUGCUCAAACCAACUGGAAAUUUGUGGAAGGGUUACUGAAGGAAUGUCGCAUGAAGACUAAACGCAUGUUGGUAGAGAAGAUGGGCCAUGAAGCAGUUGAGCUGGGUCAUGGAGAAGCCAACAUAACAGGUUUGGAGGAAAAUACAUUGAUUGCUAGCCUCUGUGAUCUGCUAGAAAGAAUCUGGAGCCAUGGUCUGCAGGUCAAGCAGGGGAAAUCUGCUUUGUGGUCCCAUUUACUUCAGUACCAGGAGAGAGAAGAGAAGCAAGAGCAUAAUGCAGAAUCCCCAGUUGCUGUUGGAACAGAAAGACGAAAGUCUGAUACAGGAAUUAGUCUGCCUACUCUGAGGGUUUCCCUGAUACAAGAUAUGAGGCACGUUCAGAACAUGAGUGAGAUAAAGACUGAUGUGGGGCGAGCCCGAGCCUGGAUAAGGCUUUCUCUGGAGAAGAAGCUUUUGUCUCAGCACCUGAAGCAGCUGCUUUCCAACCAGGCACUUGCCAAGAAACUUUACAAGCGUUACGCUUUCCUGCGCUGUGAAGAAGAACGGGAACAGUUUCUGUAUCACCUGCUCUCCCUGAAUGCUGUGGAUUACUUCUGCUUCACAAGCGUCUUCACCACAAUCAUGAUCCCUUAUAGGUCAGUGAUAAUUCCCAUCAAAAAACUAAGCAAUGCAAUAACCACAUCAAACCCAUGGAUUUGUGUGUCAGGAGAACUAGGAGAAACAGGUGUAAUGCAGAUUCCCAAAAAUCACCUAGAAAUGACAUUUGAGUGCCAGAAUUUAGGGAAGCUGACGACCGUUCAGAUUGGUCAUGACAACUCAGGGCUGCUAGCCAAGUGGCUGGUUGAUUGUGUCAUGGUCAGAAAUGAAAUAACAGGACACACGUACAAGUUUCCCUGCGGGCGAUGGCUGGGAAAGGGCGUUGACGAUGGCAGCUUGGAGCGAAUACUCAUUGGAGAGCUGGUGUCCUCCACCUCUGACGAAGAGCUGGGAAAACAGUGCCGUACCCCACCCCAGCAGAAAUCUCCUACUAUGGCUCGACGACUGAGCAUCACUUCCCUCACAGGGAAGAACACCAAGCCUAACGCGGGACAGAUCCAAGAGGGAAUCGGAGAAGCUGUGAACAAUAUUGUGAAGCACUUUCACAAGCCAGAGAAAGAGAGAGGGAGCCUCACUAUUCUAUUGUGUGGAGAAAAUGGUCUGGUCGCAGCACUGGAGCAGGUCUUCCACCAUGGAUUCAAAUCAGCUCGCAUUUUUCAUAAGAAUGUCUUCAUCUGGGAUUUCAUAGAGAAAGCUGUUGCUUAUUUUGAAACCAGUGACCAGAUUGGAGACAAUGAGGAGGCCCUUUUGCUUCAGAGAUCUUCAUGCAAAACCUUCUGUCAUUAUGUGAAUGCAAUCAAUACAGCUCCAAGAAACAUUGGAAAGGAUGGAAAAUUCCAAAUCCUGAUUUGCCUGGGGACAAGGGACCACUUGCUGUCUCAGUGGAUCCCGUUGCUGGCAGAGUGCCCACCCAUUACAAGGAUGUAUGAGGAGAAUGCUCUCCUACGGGACCGCAUGACUGUCAACUCCCUUAUCCGAGUCCUACAGACAUUGCAAGAUUUCAACAUCAUCCUAGAAGGAUCGCUCAUUAAAGGAGUGGAUGUCUAGCAUGGCUUUGCUGAGAACUUCAUUAUUCCUUUCCCAAGCAAGCAAACCACAACUGGAGACCUGUCAGGACUUGAACAAGAUGGUAGUGCACCACUGUAAGGCAAAGCUCUGCUGGGUGAAGCAGGAGUGGGAAGCCCAGUUUGUGCCCAAUGGGAACUGUCCUCUAAAGCUGCAGAAAGCUAAGAUGCAGUAUUGUAGUUUAUUUGAAACAGAAAUUUAGUAUAAAAUAGAGUAUUUUCAUGUGUUAGAUGUGUGUAAAUAUGCUAUCUUCUUUAAGAAAUUAUAUUACUCUAAGAAAUUUUUCUUAGACUGAAUGUUCUUGUUCUGACUAUGAGUAGCUUAAACCCAGGGGAAGGACUGGGGUGGGAGGGGAAGGACUGAGGUGGGAAGGGAUGCUGCUACUUGCUUGCAAGGAAGAAGCCACUCAAUGUGUAAAUACAGUGCAAACUCAGCAGGGCUUUUUGCAGGUAAUGCAAAUUAAUACAGCAAAUAUCCUUAUGUAGCCAUUGUGAUCGUCUCAUUCUUGGAAGUGGUGUAAGCAUAUGCUGGUUUACCCUCCUGUAUGUGGUCUCCCUUUGGUUUUUUGAUUUGUUCGGAGACUCGGCCCUUUCCAUGCACGGAAGCUGUGAGUAGUCUUUUUUUCCUGUAAGGUCUUGCGUGUCACUCCUGUUGAUGUCCAGAAGGGGAGACAAGUGUUGAAAUGCUUAAACACUGGGGAGGAGGACUGCUGUCAGCCUCAAAGCUUGAGAGUAUGAGAAACCUCUUAAAGCAGUGCUGCUGCAGCCUGAGAUUGGGAAUGUGGGCUUGCUUGAUUCGCUCACUGUCUCCCUUUUCUGUCUAGGUGUUCUGAUGAUUCCUCCUCACCCUCAGCCAGCUGGUGUUGUGGAUUACGUUUUGGGGCUUUUUUCCCAUGUUGAAGAAUUUGGUUCAUGCCAAAUUCUUGCUCUACUUGAGAAGAAUCAUUGCUAUAGAGGCACAAACACAGAUGUUUCUGUGCUACUGAAGUGUAUCAGGUGGUUUUGAAAUGCUGACACGUUAUGAGUCUUCUUUUAUCCCACAGAAUGAGUGUUCCUAGGGAAGUACAGGAUCUUUGAUUACCUUUUUUUUUUUUCUUUCUUAUCCAGCUACUAAAAAAAGAGAAGGAAAUAAGCAAAAGGAGGGGGAAAAAAAGAAUCUGGUAUGUUGAGGCUCCUCUCCUACACUCUUUCCAGGUAAUUUGUUAAUAAUACAGUAUAUAUCUAUAGAUACAGCUCUUGAAGAGGAACUGGGAGCAACUGAAAUGCUGUAUGCUAAAAAUGGAACAAUAGAUUACAUUAAAAGUCAUCUUGUGGAUACCGUGCAGCAAAUACGGAGUAUAUGUUCCAUUCUUGUGGUGGGAGUUGGAAGAAUCUGAGGGCAUAUUUAGCUUCAUCUGUUUUUAGUUUUCGGAGGUUAGUUUAAAUAUAGGUGUUUGUUUUCACUUGUUCAUUCCCUCUGAUCUUGGCCUUUCCGUCAGUGGAUUUCUGUGGAUGUCUCACUGUCAGCUGUGGCUUGGAAAAGGCCCCAGACUGGUACUCUUAAGUGUGUUGCCUUGCUCUGUGCUCUCAAGUGGCAUUAGGAGGGACUUGGGAAUGGUGGGCAGUAGCAGGUCUCAGCAGAGUGUGCACGUGGUGGAGAGAGGAAUGAGAACUAAGGAAAAGGAAAGAGGAUGAAAAUCAGGGUUUGCUUUCUCACCUGCCUUUUGUCAAGAUUCUCUGCUUUUUCUGUCAUCCUGCUGUACAGUUCUUAUAACAGCACUCACUUUUAGCAUCAAAGUUUCACAUCGUAUUUCCAGCCAGAAGAAAGCUCUUCAUAUGACUUAAUUUCAUUAGAAGGGAGAGUUUGUUAUGGAAAUUGUUUUUGUUGUUGUUUAUUUUUUUUUCUCUAAGAAAGAAGUAAAAUACCACUGUCAGGGAGACUUUAAUGAGGGCUCCAGCUUUUAAUAACAAUCCUUUCCUUUUGGGCUAGUACUUCCUUAAGCUGACUAAACUCAUCCUAAAUACUGUAGGCAGCACUGCCAUGUCACUGCUGUGGGUGUGAGUAACUAACAUGAAGGCUGUGAAUGGUGUUAUGAGUUAGUAGCCAGAGCCCACGGCUGUGUGGCAUCUCUCUUGCAGUUCCAGAAAUGUGAAAUUUAGGGUGUUAGGGUUUUCUGCAUGGCCAGGUGAGUCUGGUUCAAGACAGCAGAAGAUGCAUGACAACCCUUCCGCAGCAAUUGAAAAUGCAUCCCAAGUACUUAAGUCUAUCAGUAAAUUAGACAUUUAGCAACAGAAACCAUGAGGCAGCAUAAUUUGGUAAUGGCUGCUUUAGAAUGUUUUGAUUUCUAUUACAACUCAAGCCUUUUACGUCUAAUGACUGCUAUACAUGAUUUUUUUUUUUUUGCCAUACCUAACCCAGACUAAGUGACUUUCAUUUCACUGAAGUAAUAACUUCUUUAGUCCUCAGAUUUCUUUACCGUAUCAUCUGCAUUUACGAGCUGGAUACUUCUCAAAAUUAUACUAUUGCAUCCUUCUCCAAAGACAAUUUAUGAGUUAAGCAGUCAUGACAUUGAUGGCCAUAACGUGGGUUAAGUGCGAGCAGGAUCAUGUAGAAAUGUGAACAUCUCUAAAGGUCAAGCAUAGAUUAAUAAACCACACACAGAGAAAAGGGCAAUAACUACAUAAAGCCUUCUUAAGAUAAAAUAAGGUCAAACAUGAGAAAUUUUAAAAUUCAAAACAGGGCCUUUCCCCAUUUAAACUACAUUAAAGAACCUUGGGCACUUCAUGUUAACACAACUUCAUGUCAGCUUUUUCAGCAAGCAUUGACUUGUUUGGUUUAGUCAGGUUUCACAUCAUAUUAAUAAUAAUACAAUAAAAAUUAUGUAUGUCUAAUAUGUCCUUGUAGGCAAUAAAAGCACCCUAAGAUAUGUUGAAAGGGCACAGCUGAGUACCUCUGAUUCCUAGAAGACUAGUGAUUUGACAACCUUGGGAGUGUAUGGUUCUUUGUAGUGAAUUUUUAUUCUACCACAUAUUUUUUUUUUAAUUAUUUUUUUAGUAGACUACUUUGUUUAUUGCAAACUGUGAGGUUUUUUUCUGUAAGGUUUACAGAAAUCAUUCUACCCACUAGAAUGGUGAGAAGCCCAUCAGGAUUCUUCUAAGCUAACACAGUUUUUACUUCAGUGUUAAAGCACCUUCACUGGUUGAGAAAGGGAAUCUUGGAAAAGACCAAAGCUCUCUGGUAUCUGCUUUUUAAAAAAUGAAUAAAUAAAUACAUCCUAUCCAAUACCUGUCUGCAGAUGUCUGAGUUUGCAUCAUCUUGUUAUACUAACAUCCAGCGUGGUAACCUGGGGGAGUCGGAGAAUCAGAUUCAUCACUAUUGUACAAAAUGUGUAUUUAUAAUUCUCUGAAAUGAAUGACAUUCUACCAUUUAGUGAAAAAAAAAUUAAAAAAAAAAAUCUACUCAUGUUUAUUCUGAGUCGGUUUGUGUGAUUAGAUAUCAUCGUUCCAAAAUGUCUUUUUAGAGUAGUUGUGCGAUGGCAUAUUUGAGACAAUUGCUUCUUUCAACCAAAUGAAGGUGCACAUCCUAAGGGGAAAUACUGUAUGUGACACUUGAAAUGUACAAAUGUGCCCUGUAUAGCUUAAAAUGAUCCUUAAAUGUCUCCAUUAAGUAUAUUUUGUCUUUACAUUAUUACUAACUGAAUAAGAACUGGAUUAUUUUCAAGAUGACAUUAGUCAAAGUAUUGUUAUAUCAAGCACUUUAACAUACAUAUCACAAACUGACAUGGGUUUUUCAGGUUUUGAAGUACAUUGAAAUACAGCUUUUCAUGCUAUGUCCUUUACAAAUAAAACUGUGAGAAUAA